UUUCUUGUGGUAUUCUAGAUGGUGAAGAGAAAACCUAUGGUGGCUGUGAAGGGCCAGAUGCUAUGUAUGUUAAAUUGAUUUCCUCUGACGGCCAUGAAUUUAUUGUGAAACGUGAACAUGCAUUAACAUCUGGGACAAUAAAAGCCAUGUUGAGUGGUCCAGGUCAGUUUGCUGAGAAUGAAACCAACGAAGUGAAUUUCAGAGAGAUCCCCUCUCACGUUCUAUCCAAAGUCUGCAUGUAUUUUACUUAUAAAGUUCGUUAUACGAACAGUUCAACAGAAAUCCCAGAAUUCCCCAUUGCACCAGAGAUUGCACUGGAGCUCCUGAUGGCUGCAAACUUCCUAGACUGUUAAAUAAAUAAAUUAUGGGAAAUUACAAUGUUAAAUGAUUUCUUUUGUAUUUAAAAAACCUCAGUUUUGGUUAUUUUAUUUUUUUCUUCCAUCCAUGUAGCAUGUUUGCAUUCUUCUCUGCGUGAUGUACAGUAUGUAACAGUAUCUCCAUUCUACUUUAGCAAAGCAAGUGCACUGAAACGCUUUGCUUCCUGUCAUAUAUAUUCUUUUCCCACACUGUAACAUUAAUAAACCAGUAUGACAA
This is a messenger RNA of Nanorana parkeri, 594 nucleotides long. It is a transcript of the gene ELOC, whose product is annotated as transcription elongation factor B subunit 1. NCBI's taxonomy places the organism in Eukaryota, Metazoa, Chordata, Amphibia, Anura, Dicroglossidae. Gene Ontology annotation, molecular function: protein-macromolecule adaptor activity. The coding region runs from base 63 to 353 and encodes 96 amino acids. Gene Ontology annotation, cellular component: elongin complex. The transcript is spliced from 2 exons. The record is from RefSeq and is a predicted model, not a curated record. Gene Ontology annotation, biological process: ubiquitin-dependent protein catabolic process.